AUGUCUUACUACCCCCCACACCAGACUGGGACGAGCUAUCCUUACGCCGGGUAUCCUCAAGCCGGCACGUACACCCCGCACCCUCAAACCGCAGGAGCAUACCCCACCACGCCUUACCAGCCCUACGCACCGCCAACGGCAGUAACAAGCUACGGAACUACGUGGUCAUACCACGGCUAUAGUUACUAUCCACAGCAACAUCAGGCCCAGCAGCAAGCGCAUGCACAAGUGGCUCAGCCCAAACCUGCCACCACUGUAGCCGCAGCCACUUCCACUCCUGCGACCCCUGCACCUAUCACCGCGGCCCCGAACGGUGCAACGACCGCUACGAGGCCCGCUGUUCCAUCAACGUACACAUUUACGUCGUACAACCGGGACUCUUCCCUGUACACGCGGAGCUCAAAGAAGGGGCCAAGUUAUAGGGGACUGUUUGCAAAAGAGCUGCGCAACCUCAUGUACGGGUUCGGAGAUGACCGCAACCCCGCGAACGACACUGUCAACGUGAUGGAAGAGAUCCUCAUUGAGUACAUCAUAGACAUUUGCCAGUCGGCGUCUGGAGGCGGAAAGAAGUCACGACUGUCGAUUGAGGACCUCCGGAGAGCGCUUUCGAGGCCGGCUGACGCGAAGAAGCUGGCACGUAUGGAGGAGCUGUUGUUCAUGCAGGAAGAUAUCAAGCGGGCGCGUGCUGAAUUUGACGAACCUGACAUGCACCCUGCCGGAUCAUCACAGGCAAUGUAA
This is a messenger RNA of Epithele typhae, 738 nucleotides long. RefSeq names its product TFIID-domain-containing protein. The coding region runs from base 1 to 738 and encodes 245 amino acids. Gene Ontology annotation, biological process: RNA polymerase II preinitiation complex assembly; transcription by RNA polymerase II. Lineage: Eukaryota; Fungi; Basidiomycota; Agaricomycetes; Polyporales; Epitheliaceae. Gene Ontology annotation, molecular function: protein heterodimerization activity. The record is from RefSeq and is a predicted model, not a curated record. The transcript is spliced from 3 exons. Gene Ontology annotation, cellular component: transcription factor TFIID complex.